GGCUUAUCUACAAAUAGUCAAAAGCCAAUGUCUUAUCGAUUACUUAAUUUGUAUAUAUUGUGCAAUCUUAACAUUCCACUUAGACAAGCAAUCCCUCUUCCUUCUUUCCAAAAAUCUAUAUAUAUGGAAAUUAAUAUUAUACCCAAACAAGUCAAACAACUUAAAGAAAUUAUCCCUCAAUCACCAAUUGCAAAAACAACUACUGUUCCUCUAUUAUCAUUCUCUUUAAACUACUCUACAACUCAACAAGGAACUUCAUCUAGUUCAAAACAAAUCUCUCAAAUCUAA
Cetraspora pellucida is the source of this 288-nucleotide messenger RNA. Lineage: Eukaryota; Fungi; Glomeromycota; Glomeromycetes; Diversisporales; Gigasporaceae. The record is from the annotation of a GenBank genome assembly.